Molecule: messenger RNA, 1284 nt
Organism: Gracilinanus agilis (Agile Gracile Mouse Opossum)
Lineage: Eukaryota; Metazoa; Chordata; Mammalia; Didelphimorphia; Didelphidae
Gene: TFAP2E
Product: transcription factor AP-2 epsilon
Exons: 7
Coding region: 1-1284 (427 amino acids)
Biological process (GO): anatomical structure development; regulation of cell population proliferation; regulation of transcription by RNA polymerase II
Cellular component (GO): nucleus
Molecular function (GO): DNA-binding transcription factor activity, RNA polymerase II-specific; RNA polymerase II transcription regulatory region sequence-specific DNA binding
Source: RefSeq, a predicted model, not a curated record
AUGCUGGUUCAUACUUACUCCGCGAUGGACCGUCCCGAUGGGCUGAACGGCGCGGCUGGCGGGGGGCGCCUGUCGCAGCUCUCGUCUCUCAGCCAGGCGGCCUUCUCGGCGGCGGCGGCGCCUCCUCUGUGCCACACGCCUGCCUCGGACUUCCAGCCGCCCUACUUUCCGCCACCCUACCCUCAGCCGCCUCUGCCCUACGGUCAGACCCAAGAGACGGCUUUCCCCCACCUCGGCGAGCCUUACAGCGGCCUUGGAUCGCUCCACCAGCACCCGCACCCGCACCAGCACCAGCAGCCGGCCUGGCCCUCCCCCCGAGGCGGCCGCCAGGACGAGCAAGGCCUCCUGGCUCAGACUCACCGGGCCCUGGGCCUGGACCCUCGCCGGGAUUACCCAGGCGUUCCCCGCCUUUUGCACGGUCUGCCGGACGGAGCGCACGGCCUGGCCGACGGGCCGCUUGGCCUCCACGGACUGGCGGCACAUCACGGCUUGGAGGAUCUCCAGGUAAGGGCCCAGCAGGACCGAAUGGGUAGGGAGGAAACCCGAGAGAUCCAAUCCCGACCCAAAGUGGAAGAAGAGGGCCCUCAGUCCUCUUCCUCUCAGUCCUUUCCCCCUCUGUCGAGCCCGCAGCUCCUCGACCGCUCUGGGUUAAUGAUCUUCCCGCGGCUGCCCAGCCGGAACGGAUCACUCUCUGAGUACUUAGACAAGCUGGAGCAUGUCCAGAAGGGGGCAAAGAGGAUGAUGAGAGGACUGGAGAACAUACCUGAUGAGGAUCUAGUGAAGGAAGUGCCCAUCCCCUCCAAAGCCAAUGGCAGUGCUAUCUCUGCCCUGUCCUUGAAUAAGGAUAGCCUGGUCAGCAGUGUGGUCGCCAACCCCAAUGAAGUCUUCUGCUCUGUACCUGGCCGCCUCUCCCUGCUCAGCUCCACUUCUAAGUACAAGGUCACCGUGGGAGAAGUACAGAGAAGGCUUUCACCCCCAGAGUGUCUCAAUGCCUCUCUCCUUGGGGGUGUCUUGCGAAGGGCCAAGUCAAAAAACGGAGGUCGAUGCCUUCGGGAGCGACUGGAGAAGAUCGGCCUCAACUUGCCGGCUGGGCGUCGGAAAGCGGCCAAUGUGACUCUGCUCACUUCCCUGGUGGAGGGAGAGGCUGUACACCUCGCCAGAGAUUUUGGCUACGUGUGUGAGACAGAGUUCCCUGCCAAGGCAGCAGCGGAGUACUUAUGCCGGCAACACGCAGACCCUGCAGAACUGCACAGUCGGAAGAACAUGCUGCUGGCCACUAAGUGA